Phytophthora nicotianae INRA-310 is the source of this 1725-nucleotide messenger RNA. RefSeq lists its product as hypothetical. The record is from RefSeq and is a predicted model, not a curated record. The transcript has a single exon. Bases 312 to 1613 code for a protein of 433 amino acids. NCBI's taxonomy places the organism in Eukaryota, Oomycota, Peronosporomycetes, Peronosporales, Peronosporaceae.
CGUUUUUCCAUCGUGACCAGCGGAUGUCGCUGACCGAUUCUACAUCGGCUCAAGUCGCACAUGGCGCGACACGACGACGCGCUUGAGCCCAAUGGGCCUCAGCCCAUAGAAGAAGACGCUCCGAUCUCAGUUGAAGAAUCCCGAGCCACCCUCGCCUCCCACUACCAGCCGUAAAAGCUCGAGGUCUCAGCUAUAAUACCAGCACUCUCUCUUCAACUUUUACGUCGUGAAGUUGGCAUAGGACGGAACUGCCCAACUGGGAACGCACAGAAGGUGAUUCAUUUCACGAAGUGCUCGCAGACAGCAAAAGCAUGAGGUUUGGAGAUUCGUGGGAUGCCGGCCACCUCUUCCCUCCUCGGGAGCUGGUGCUCACGCGUACAGACACGGAGGAGUACGAAAUAUUGGCCGACCAGCUCGUAGCUGAGACCGUACAGGCCAGUGAGGACUUCAUCGCUGAUCGACGUGCCGUCGACCCGGAACGAUGGAAAGUCGUCAUGGAGAAAGGUAGUAUGACGGCGUACCGUUCCCGGUCACGCGGCCAUCGGCGUGCGCGCCGGGACCGUCUGGAGACGGAAGAAGCCGUCGAGUCGUCCUUUGUGCAUCGGCCGAAACUCUACUCGACCGACAGCUCGUUGAGCGACUUAAUGGGCCGUGGCCACACGCACCUGUCGUACGAGGACGACUCGUCUUCGCUCGGGGGCUCAGACUACUACGAGAACAGCAGAAUCGACGGCGAGUCGCCCGAACAGAGCGUACUGGGCAAGACACGUCCGCCUAACACGCCUAUGGUCUUUGGUGGCGGUGUUAUUCCAGGAACCGUAGACGACGCCGGCCUCGGCUUUCUAGCAGAUACUGAAGAGCGCAGCAUCAUGCGCGCAGCGACAAACAAGGACAUGAAUGUCAAGGACCUGCGCAUCUUGGCGCAGAUCCGCGGCCCUACACAGCAAGACCCGUACCGGUUUCUCGGUCUCAAAUGGACCUCCUACCGAGCAGCAGGUGGCGUGGCUAAGCCUCGAGAUGUGGUAGUGAUCGAGUCAACAGGCAUGACGACGGACUCGAACGGCGAACGUGUGUUCUACUUUUUGAACCAUUCAGUGGAGAUCGAGGAAGUCCCAGAGUUUAAGAAGCAAGGACUGGUACGUCUUCGCACGUCCAGCUGCCGUGUCGUGCGGGCGUACAACAGCCAGGGAGAAGUGGAGGUGUAUUUCCGCGGAUACUGCAACGCCGGCGGUCACUUUAGUACUGGAGCAUCGACACAACUGCUCUGUGACGGAUUACUCGAUACCGCGCAGGUGGUAGAGGAGUCGUAUCUGAAGAAACUGGCGUGGUUUGUCCACGCGUACGCUCGACGACAGAACAGCCACGGGGACGACGACCCGCAUGAAGGAUGCGCUUGCUGUCAUAAACUGCCUACGAAAGGAUUCAAGAAGCUGCUGGAGAGCAACACGACUUGCUUCUUGUGCAGGCGUAAGGUCUGCAAGAAAUGUACGGUCAAGAAGAACCUACCCAUCGACAUGGCCAGUAAGAAGAGUCUCGACUUCUGUUUAACUUGCUAUCUGAAAGCGAAGAAGCUGUCGGCGCUGAGAGUUGCAGUGGCAACGUUGCCAAAGUAGAUGUACCGACAAAAACAUUCUGGAUAGUCACUUAGUUUUAAAGCUCAACAAUAGCAAAAACGUAAUGCAACAACUUCAUGUUGAAGUGGGCUUGAAGCGUUUGAUAACCUCA